Molecule: messenger RNA, 1431 nt
Organism: Lutra lutra (Eurasian river otter)
Lineage: Eukaryota; Metazoa; Chordata; Mammalia; Carnivora; Mustelidae
Gene: C17H16orf95
Product: chromosome 17 C16orf95 homolog
Source: RefSeq, a predicted model, not a curated record
AGAUGGGCGGUCCCCGUGGGCGUGCGUGCCUGCGUGCUCGUGCGUGCUCGUGCGUGCUCGUGCGUGCUCGUGCGUGCUCGUGCGUGCUCGUGCGUGCGCGCGCGCCGCUGGCGGGGAGGAGCCAGACGCGUGAGGGCCUGCUCGACUGUCGUCACUCACCCCACGAUGGUCACCACCGCCUCCUCCACAGCGGCCCGGCCGGCGUCGCGGCGGGCACUUCCGGGAGCCCUCGGGUGUCCGUUGGGUCUGUCGGCACGCACUCCCCCGAGCGCGGCGCGGCAGGCAGGGAGAGCCGGCCGCAGACCUUCGGGAAGGAGGCGUGCCCCGGACGGCCUUCGAUGUGUCCCGUCCCCGGCGCUGUCCCUCGAGAGCCCACCUGCUGUGAGUGCCAGGCCGAAUUCGGGGGCUUCCUGCCGGUGCCCAGGGUCCAGGCGGCAUUGCCUUACUGGGUCCCUUUGUCUCUGAGACCCCGAAAGCAGAUCCAAAAGAUGGUCCGGUUUUAUAUCCCCAAAACCUCCGAGACAUGCCCCUGCUCAUGCCACCGCUUUGGGGGUCGGCUCCCGAUGCCUAGGGAUCAGGCCGUGAUGCCCUACUGGGUGCCCCAGAUCCUGAGGCCUCACAAGAAGGUGGCGAGAAGGCAGCAGAGUCGUAAAGGCGCCCAAGGCGUCGCUAGCACCUCCCACGUUCCCGCAGUGAGCGAGAGAAGCCUUACGCUUGGACAGUCCGUCUGCGUCGGCCUCCGGGGUGAAGCCGAUUUGCAGCCUGGAGUUCGAUGCAGUGGUGUCCUUGGCAAGGUGUCCGAAGCAGCUGAAACGUGUCGGGGGAGGAUGGACGUACGUGAGUGUGUGUAUGAAGUGCGGCACCUGCCACGGAGAGCUCGCGGCCCUCAGGAGCGACGGGAGGGGCCCCAGACACACUGUGGCCCUGAAAAGCUGAAGCCCCGUGUGGAUGUGGAUGCGGGCUGCGGAACCCCCCCUGGACCUGCACUCCUGCUACAACCGCUGGCGGAUCUGCUGCGACAGGCGCCGCCUCCUCAAGUGGCAACAGCUCCAGGCCCUUCACCAGCACGAGCCACUGGCCCCAGAGAGGGGAGUGAGCCCCCCAGCCCCCCUCCUGCCCUUCAGCCUCCUCACCCUCCUGCAGGUGGUCCUGAAGGUCGUGGUGGCGAUUCGCCACUUGUUUUGGUUUUGAAGUUGGAAUCUUCAGCCACUGCCGAGAACAUCAACGAAAAUGUCAGUCAUAAUGAAGGUCUUUAACGAGAAUGCCAAGUCGGGAGGAGUCCGUGAUAGCCCCAUUCUCUCAGGUCCUAUAAGUCACACCCGGGGCUGGGUCCAGGCUCUCAGCAGGCAGUGCUUCGUGGCGGCGCAGCUGCUGUGGACUGUGGGGGAGACGCUGGCGAACGCGGCCAAUAAACGUUAUUUGUGAAACUCC